GGUGCGCGGCCCCUCAUGGCCAAGCGGCGCGCGGAGCCGCUGAUGUGUCACGUGCCCGUGAAGCGGCUGCUGCGCGAGCCGGCGCUGCCCCUCGCGGGCGAGCGGCGCUCCCGGGCAGGGCCGGGCUGCGCGGGCCCCGCCGCGCCCAAGCGCCCGCUGGAGGAGGCGGAGGCGCCGCCGGGAAAGCGGCUCGGGCCUUACGCCCCCCGUGCGCAGCCGGGGGACGCGGGUGGCGGGCGGCGGCAGCGAGGCGGGACCGCGGCGCCCCAGGAUGCGCCGGCGGCGGAGGGACGCGCGGGCGGCCGGGGCAAAGAGCGAGCCACCGCCGCCGCUGAGCAAGAAGAAGAAUUCUCUCAAUAUAACUCAUUCCUUUAUUGGAGAGCACCACUGCCUGCUAUUGAUUUGUCUGAUAUUCAGAACCUAGAUGAAGAGACUCCAUCGGGCACUAAAGCUGCUGCAAGGACUGAUACCACAGAGGCGGAAAUGGAAACCUGAUCAGUUGUUUCAUAGCUGUGCAUCUGUUCCCAGGAAGCUUGUUUCAAUUGAGAUUCAGGUUUUGUUCCUUGGGUGAAUAAUAAGCAUAAUUAUUCUGUCUUGGAGAAGUCUUUAAAAGCAGAUCUGAGUUGCCUUAGUGGAUGGGAUAGACAGUAUUGGGUACUUAACAUUAAGCUGUCUGAAGGUGUGCAGUAAGGAGGAGUCUACAAUGUCUGACAAGAAUACUUGAAUACUUGGAGGCAGACUAAAAGAAGAAUACAGAAAAUUAGAACUUUGAGAUGUAAUUAAAACAAGUGGGGAUAUGUUACAUGUCAAAAGGAAAUGCAAAAUCAUUUUGUCUAUCCUUAAUAAAAAAAGUGUGGUACCUGAAAGUGAAAUAUUUGACAUGUGAAUUUAUCAUAAAGCACACAAACUCUAGUGAUUUCUAAUGUAUUCUUUUUUCUCUAUAAUAGCUAAACCAAAAAAUAAGAGUCCAUCAAAAUCAGAGAAAACAUUCCCUUUUUUAUGCAAACCAAAAACCAAGUGUGGCAGACAAGGGGAAGGAAAAGGGGCUACUUUCUGCUAAAAGCUGCUGCUGUUCUGGAAGGUUUCACAUUCUCAUUGUGAAAAAGUUUUUUCUCUUCUCUCUUCUACAUUACGCUCAGCAGUGGGCACCCAGUUUUGUAUGUUUUUGGUUCAAAGUUAACUGCUAUUCUUAGUGUUUGUGACGUUGCUUUGAACCAGCUGAUAGCAUCUGAAUGACAGGUUUUGGCACAUGUGUCAAGAAAAGUUAGUGCAAUAUAAAAUGAUCACACGCACUCCUUCAGACUUUACAGAAUGAGGUAUAGUUUUUGCAGAGACUGUGAAUCUUGCAGAAAGUUUUUGCAGAAGUUAAUUCAAAUAGUGGGUUUUUUUGCUGUGAAAUAAGAACUUAAUGUUUGUGAUUUGCAGUUUAUUUACAAGUUGAAGUACAAUUAGACAUGUCUUUAAUAAUAGGCUGAAGCUGUAUGGGAAGACUUAUAUUUUGCGAAUACAAUUUGUCUUUAAGGAUAGAAAAUGUAUUUUUUCUGUAACUGUUACGGAAAAAGACAACUUUUGAAUUUAUUUUUUUCUAUUAAUGUGUUUGUUAAAGGACAAUAAAAUUUUGCCUGUGUGUAUG
Hirundo rustica (Barn swallow) is the source of this 1633-nucleotide messenger RNA. RefSeq names its product chromosome Z C9orf40 homolog (gene CZH9orf40). The transcript has 2 exons. Bases 16 to 495 code for a protein of 159 amino acids. Lineage: Eukaryota; Metazoa; Chordata; Aves; Passeriformes; Hirundinidae. The record is from RefSeq and is a predicted model, not a curated record.